UUUCAUUCCCUCUCCUCUUGCCCAUCCACAGGCCUGAGCCCGGGCGAUGCUGAAGAUGAUGACUUUCUUCCAAGCCCUUCCAGGCCAGCAGACGGUGCCAGGGGUUCUUGACUUCCCCGGAAGUUCCCCGAAGUUGCCCUCCACCUCCGAGGUGGAAUCCGAGGCCUCCAUGUCAGAGGCCUCUUCUGAAGACCUGGUGCCACCCCUGGAGGCCAAGGGAGCCCCGGAGAGGGACAAGGAAGAGGCAGAAAAGAAGAAGAAGAAGAGGCCAAAAGGACUGGCCGACGUGUUCAGCAUCUUCACCAAAGGGAGGAAGAAGAAAGGUCAGCCCAGCUCAGCAGAGCCAGAGGGCGACCCCGAGUCCCAAACUGAGUCCAGCCGCCCGCGGCCCACAGGUAGGCUGGGACCCCAGGCGGGGUAG
Molecule: messenger RNA, 421 nt
Organism: Leptonychotes weddellii (Weddell seal)
Lineage: Eukaryota; Metazoa; Chordata; Mammalia; Carnivora; Phocidae
Source: RefSeq, a predicted model, not a curated record